CGGCGCGGCACGGCUCGGCACGGCUCGGCACGGCUCCCAUGUGCACACCCUGCGGGCUGCCGGACCCCCGGCCGCCAGCGGAAAGGAAACUAAAGCAAGGCUUCAGGAGGAGAGGUAGAGGUGAGCUGAUUGCUCCUGAGAGACAAGGCGAGAAGGAGGUGUUUCCUUCGGUGCUGAGGUUGUUUGCUGGCUUAGCAUCAUUGCAGACGAGCUGUUACUCCAUCAGCAGAAGGUAUUUUAUGUUUGUUCAAUCCAUUAGGCCACAGCAGCAAUUCAAGUCCCAUCAUCUGCCUUUGCCUGGGGAAACUGGAGGCGCAGAUGUCGUGGCACCCGCAGUACCGCAGCUCCAAGUUCCGCCACGUGUAUGGCAAGGCUGCCAGCAAGGACAAGUGCUAUGACUGCGUGCCCAUAACCCACAGCGUCCAUGACAACCACUUCUGCGCCGUGAACCCACACUUCAUCGCGGUAGUGACAGAGUGCGCGGGCGGAGGGGCCUUCCUCGUCAUCCCCAUCCACCAGACAGGGAAGCUUGACCCACAUUAUCCCAGAAUAUGUGGGCACAAAGGAAAUGUUCUGGAUAUCAAGUGGAACCCAUUCAAUGACUUUGUAAUAGCUUCGUGUUCAGAAGAUGCCACUGUUAAGAUCUGGGACAUCCCCAAGCACUUGCUAACAAGAAACAUCACCAUUGCGAAGAAGGAACUUCUUGGGCAUGCUCGAAGGGUGGGCCUCAUUGAGUGGCAUCCCACUGCCGAAAACAUCCUCUUCAGCUCCGGCUAUGACUACAAGAUAAUGAUCUGGAACAUCGACACGAGGGAGGCUAUCCUCUCGAACCCAGUGAAGAUCCUCGACGCUCACAAAGAUGUGAUACUCUCCAUGUCAUUUAACACAGAUGGCAGCCUCCUUGCCACAGCCUGCCGGGACAGAAAGAUCCGUGUCAUAGAACCUCGUGCAGGAACAGUCCUACAAGAAGCCAACUACAAGUCUCACAGAGUCAAUAAAGUCUUGUUCCUUGGAAACAUGAAAAAGCUGCUCUCUACUGGAACAUCUCGGUGGAAUAAUAGGCAAAUUGCAUUAUGGGAUCAAAAUGACCUUUCUGUGCCUUUACUGGAGGAAGAUCUGGAUGGCUCCUCAGGGCUCCUGUUUCCCUUCUAUGACUCAGACACAAACAUGCUUUACGUUGUUGGAAAGGGUGAUGGAAAUAUACGGUACUAUGAGAUAAGCCCUGAGAAACCAUACCUGAACUACCUGACAGAAUAUCAUUCUCAUUUACCACAGAAAGGAAUUGGAAUGAUGCCAAAGAGAGGCCUUGAAGUGUCAGCUUGUGAGAUUUUCCGUUUCUACAAACUGAUCCCAACUAAAAGCCUGAUUGAGCCCAUCUCCAUGAUUGUGCCUCGACGGUCGGAGUCAUACCAGGAAGACAUCUACCCCUUGACCACUGGAGCCCAGCCAGCACUGACAGCGCAGGAGUGGCUGAACGGUAUUAACAAAGGGCCUCUCUUGGUGUCCUUGAGACCAGGCUCUGGAGCUGUGAAUUCCUUACCACAAUAUCUCGAGCCAGAGCCACUCCUGAAAACUACUGACCAUUACCAAGGCUGGGGAGCAAUAACAGCACCAGAGGAGAUGCAGAAGAAAUCUGAAAUCCAAGACAGCAGAAAACAGCUGGAAGUGGGGGAGAGGUUGCCAAAAAAGGAGCAAACGCAUCUUUCCAAUGGCUUUGACAUAUUUGAGUGCUCACCACCAAAAACUGAAAAUGAGCUUCUGCAGAUGUUUUACCGACAACAGGAAGAAAUACGUAGACUACGUGAGGUGGUAAACCAGAGAGAUGUCCAAAUUAAACAGCUGGAGCUGGAGCUCAGAAACCUCCAUAUGGACACUAGCAGGUACUGAGGGUGCUGGUCUACAGCUCUUUGCCCCUCCACAGCUGCAGCAGACUCCACUUCCUACAGAGAACUUCUAGAUUUUUUGUCUGGGGGAAAAACUGAUGCUUCAGGCAGCAUGGACUUCCUUGGCUUGUGAUGGUCACAUUUCCCUAGUCAACACCACACAAUUAUUGAUGGACUCGAUGAGCUUCUUCAGAAUCCUCUUGCUUGUCCACUCACUCAUGUCAGAAGAUCAUGCAUUAAUGGUUGUAAGACUUUGGAAAAUCUUGCUCUUCUCAUCCUGGAGAAGCCACCUGUUAAGCUCUACGACCACAACCUGUUUUGCUGCCCCUAUGACAUGAGGAUGGGAGAGUGAAGGCAGCUGCUGGCUUCUUUUCCCACCCCCAGACACAACAGCAUGGCUCCUGUGACCGCUGUCCUCCUGCCCUAGGAGACAGCUCUGCAGCUACUCUAAAGCAAUCCCUAUGUCCCCCUCUUGCCUCACAACUUGGCCCUGAAGCAGGUGGCUUGCCAAAGCUGCAGCUGCCUUGACCUGGUGCUGGGGAUAAUCCUGCUCAAUGCAGGAGGUUGCACUGGGGCUGCCAAGGGUCAGCACUUUGGCGAUAGUUGAAGAAGGAUUGUCUGUUUGGAGGUCCCACUCUAAAGGGGCAGUGAUGUGGGCUGUUUCCCACCAGAGAAACUGCAGGUCUCUGGGUCCUUUGAGUCAGUGGCUUCUUCCCCUCUUUCUACCAAAGACGCCCAGCCUGCUGCAUACCUUUCAGCAACAGUGCUAGAAGUGCAGUCUCCAUGACGGGUGGAUUGUGGGAUAAUGGCCAGCCAUGAACAGCCCUUCCUGGUUGCUGAAUUAUUGCAUGUCCUUGUGCCCAGAGCUUCUGCUUCCUUAGCUCCCAGGUGCCGGCACCUCAUCCCUUGUCUGCAGCCACCUGUGGCUCUGGGCUCCCCCUUCCAGUCUGUGCUGCUCAGUCCCCUGCACC
Messenger RNA from Oxyura jamaicensis (ruddy duck), 2854 nucleotides. RefSeq names its product coronin 2A (gene CORO2A). The record is from RefSeq and is a predicted model, not a curated record. Bases 319 to 1887 code for a protein of 522 amino acids. NCBI's taxonomy places the organism in Eukaryota, Metazoa, Chordata, Aves, Anseriformes, Anatidae. The transcript has 13 exons. Gene Ontology annotation, molecular function: actin filament binding. Gene Ontology annotation, biological process: actin filament organization.